GCCUUAUUAUCUUUUAAAACUAAGUUAAAGUCAAAACUUAAGUCAAAACAAAACCAGGAUCUCGAGAACCGUAGAUAUACGCCUAACAGUCUUAUAUCUAUGAGAGAACCGACUACACCAAGGCCCAAACCCCAAGCGACAAGUCGAAGACAACUAUAAUAAAACUUCUUACCGAAAUCAAUUUCGCAUCUUUUUUGAAAUGGAAAGUAUUCCUCCUCAAGCCUUUGUUACGCAAUCUUUGACAUCGGCUGAAGCCAAUCAAAGACUUGUCUCUGAUCUUGAAGACUUUUUAUGUAGUCCACAAUGGAUUUCAUUUCGACAUAUUAUCUGUACAAGGUUUGCUGAAGUAAUGAACUGUUUCUAUCUUUUUUUCGCCAUCUUCAUCUUCUUAGCAUCACUGUUUGAUGAUGAAAUUACCACAUUUGUUGGUGCAUUGCACAUAGUUGAAAUGCUCAUUAUAUUUAUAGUCUUACUUUUUCGUAUAACAAUACUAGUUGUUGACAUUCGGGUACAUACCUUCUGGUAUAAGGAAAGAUGUAUGUCUACAGUUGUUGGUUUCAUUAAAAAGGGUGGCUGCACUUGGACUCAUGAGUCUUAUCCGUCACAGCCAAUGUCCACUUUAAGAAGUCAGGUAACAGUUCCAGGUCUUCGUGACAAUCACAUUGUAAAUAUUCCUUUAACACUCUUAGUUUGUGGGGAUAUUAUUCAACUUGAUUUCAGCCAUCCAUCUCCUGCUAAUGUAAAGAUUAUCAAACCACAGUUUCAUCAUUCUGAUAUAUUGUUGCCUGAGGAACUGAAUGCAGGACAACUGCCUCACAUUCGGUAUAAGAAGGAGAGUGAUAGUAUAAGUUUUAAAGAAAGUGUGAAAGCCUGGUAUAAAGUAACCCAGACACCUUUCUUAAGACGCUUAGCACAGGUUAAUUUAUUUUCUCAUCCCUUGUCUCAUCUUUCUCGUCAAAAAGUCACAGUUGAAUGGUUCAUAAAUGUAUUUUUGGUCCCUUUUACUUUUUUUCUGACUUUAUCAUUCAAUAUAAUUCGGUCGCUGUUUUUUCCUGAGUAUUUUCACUGGUCUGAUAUGUAUCUAGUUUGGCCAACUUUAACCAUUCUUCCUUUAAUAUCUCUUUGUUUGCCACUUCUGUGGACACUUUCCAAUGUUUAUGGACUAUUGCAGUUAGAAUGGUGUUUUGAGGGAUAUUACAAGGCUGGUGUUUGUAGCUUUUCUGUGUUGCUCAGUGUUUUGAAAGCCAUUUUGAUGCCUUAUAGUCAUUUAAAGUACAGCACAUUGCAUUCAUUUGGUAUUGUGUCAGCUGUGUGUGCUGUUGAUAAGGAGUUUAUUCUAACCAGCGGUUUUCCUACCCCUGAAAAAGUUUUCUUCUUUAGAAGUACACCAGCCAAUGAAAAAGAUGGAAAGAGUGCGUUAGAUGACCGUAAUGAUCUUAACAGUACACGAAUUGAAGUUAUCCCAGAAAUUUUAGAUUUAACUCCAACUUCUGCUAAAGAAUCAGGACUAACAUUUGAUGAUCCUAACUGGCAAGAAUACAUUGCUUCUUUAAAGCCUAUCGGUUUAAAUGUUGCUAUUACUUCACAUGCUUUUGGGAAUUUGUCAGUUGUUUCUCCUCCUGUGUCAUUCGGUUUUCAAACAUUUUUUGAUAAAACUCAAUGUUGCUGUAGUUUAGCCCAUGAAAUAGGGGUUUCCCGAUAUGCAAAGAAUAACUUAAACUUUAAAAGUAGCAUUAUUGUGCUUGCACAUGAUAACUCUGAAAAUUUUAUGCCAACUAUUUCUGAUAACAGUUUGGUGAAAGCAAAGAGUCGAUCUUUUUUUCAAAAAGUUCAGAGUGAUAUUCAGUCUCAUAUGCUGGCCAUAUUGUGUUCAGACCAGUUCCAUAAUAGCAUUCUUAUGAGUAGUGGAAGUGCAGAUUUUAUUUCUAAAUAUUGCUGUGACUACUGGGAUGGUCAAGACUUACAGCCUUUGUCAAAUAAUGAGGUAGCAGCAAUUCAUGAUUUUUUUACUAGAAGGAGUUUAUCAUCAUACUGUAUAGCUCUAUCAUAUAAUCCUCUUUAUAAUAAUUCCAUCCCAUUUAAAGGAAAUAUAGGAAUUUCUGUUCCUCAUCAUGUGAUUGACAGGCCAAUCCACCAUUAUUCAUCAUCAGAGAGUGAACUAAUUAUGGAUAAUGCAACGCAUGUCCUUAACUCUUUGUGUAAUCAGGUUUUUGUUGGCAUGGUUUCACUUCAGUAUUAUCCUAAGUCAGAUAUUGUCAGUCUUGUUCAGGAUCUUCGUAACAGUGGUAUACGUUUUAUACAUUUCACUGCAGAGAAUGAGGUAAAGGGAAAAAUCUUUGCUGAGAAGUUGGGUUUAGAAGCGGGUUGGAAUUGCCAUAUUUCUCUUAGUCCAUUUUGUGAUGAAGAGUAUGAGUUUGACAAUGAAUCGCUUAGUAGUAAUGCAUCUAGCUUCACCUCUGUUUUUAAUUUAACACAAGCAUAUAUCAAAGCAAAAUUACCUAAAGGUGUUGAAAAUGUUAGGUCUCAUUUAAAAAAUGUCGAUAAUGUUCCUUUGCUGGUACCUUUGUUUACUGAUUGUUCUCCAGAUGCUGUUGAAGAAAUGUUUAAGAUCAUGCAAGAGAAUGGGGAAGUAGUACUAUGCAUUGGAAAUGCGGCAGUUGUUGACAAUUUGUCAUUGUUCAAACAUGCUGAUAUUGGUCUCAGCAUUCUACCAGCUGGCUCAGACUUAAAAGAAUUUGAUUGCUCUAUGCAUCCAAAUGCUAAUGAUGACAGUGAUGCUUCAUCACCCAUGCGAAUUGCUGCUAGUUUAAAUUCAAUGACUUGUGAGCUUCAGAUACAGAGAAAUGCAGAUGUUAGUUUGCAUGCUACAAUUAUUAAAGCACGGCACUGGCUUGGAUCCAUUCAGAAGUGUCUUCUGUUUGCCUGUGGUGCUUCCAUUGCUUCAUCCUGUUUUCUUGUAUUGUCAGUUUUACUUUUUCUACCCUUACCACUUUCCAGUAGCCACAUGUUUUGGUUUUUAUUGUUUAAUGUUCCUGUGGUGUCACUUUCACUUCUAUUUAAUAAAAUGGAUAAUGAAAUGGAGAUGUUAAUGCCUGAUCGCACUGUUCCAGCCGGAAUCAAAGACAUUCAACAAUUUGUUGUUUAUUUUGUUAUAACUUACUUUCCAGCUGCUGUUGUCUCACUAUUACUUUUUAAUCUGAGUUUGGAUGGAUUAUGCCAUGCUCAGAGUGGGUUCACGUGUAACUUCAUUCUUGGAAAUACAAAUAGCAGUCAAGGUUUUCAAUUAGGUUGGAGAGGUUUAAACUAUCAAGGUUAUACCUUAGCUCAAGAUUGCACAAUCUUUUUCUUCACUCUGUAUGUCAUGACAUCUAGCUUAAUGUUUAUACACCAUAGCAAGCCCAUAUGGAAACUAUAUAAGUACAUUAAUUGGCCUUACAUAGUGUCACUUGUUGUGGUGUUAGCCUUUGAAUUGUGCUAUUUGGUUGUUUCACAGGUGAUUACCAGAUAUGGAGUUGAUAAUAAUGGCAUAGUGUGGUCUGUAAGUGCAGUUCCUUCAUAUUUUUGGGUUAUUGGAAUUAUUUGGCUUUUGUUGCAACUUGUACUACAGGAAUCAGUGAAGUAUCGUAUCAGAAAGAAGUUCAUUCAUUCACAAAGAAAACUUCGUCUUUCAUUUCAGACAAAGCUUGGUAUGAAUUCACCUUUUUAAGGUUCUGUGUCUCUAAACAAUGUGACUCACUCAGUUAUCAAAACUACUUGGUUCUGUUUUGUUUUUGUAUGUUAUUUAUUCUGUUAGGCAGUAACUUCAAGCUAAACAUUGAUAAUAAUUGAAUGUUGUGAUUUUUAAAUAAUUUUUAAUUUUAUUACUUUUUAUGUAACUGUAUGUAUUUGGUGGAAAGUAUGAAAUAAUAUUAACUUAGAGAAGAGAACAGUUUAAAUUUAGUGGUUGUGACACAAAUUAAAUUGAUAUUAAAGUUUAGCAUGAGACACUUAUUAUUGUGUGUAUUAAUUGGUUAUGCUUGUUUGGUUAUCAUGUUAUCUA
Messenger RNA from Amphimedon queenslandica, 4039 nucleotides. Its product is annotated as transmembrane protein 94-like. Lineage: Eukaryota; Metazoa; Porifera; Demospongiae; Haplosclerida; Niphatidae. The transcript has 2 exons. The coding region runs from base 200 to 3706 and encodes 1168 amino acids. The record is from RefSeq and is a predicted model, not a curated record.